CACCACCUUCACCUGUAGAGUACAAACAAAUAGGAGCACCACUGUUCACAUCUUCAAACCCUUUAUAUACAAAGCUCACCGCAAAUUAUUGAAGUAUUCAUACUUCUCUUCUUCAAUCCUCUCUUCUAAUGGCUCAGAAGGUGGUGUUGAAGGUAUUGACCAUGACUGAUGUUAAGACAAAGCAGAAAGCUAUAGAAGCUGCUGCUGAUAUUUAUGGAGUUGAUUCCAUAGCAGCAGAUCUAAAAGAUCAGAAGCUAACAGUGAUAGGUCAGAUGGAUACAGUGGCAGUGGUGAAAAGGCUGAAGAAAGUAGCGAAAGUGGACAUAAUCUCAGUUGGACCUGCAAAAGAAGAGAAGAAAGAAGAAAAGAAAGAAGUGAAAAAAGAGGAGAAGAAAGAAGAGAAGAAGGGAGAGAAGAAGGGAGAAAAGAAAGAGGAGAAGAAGUAAUUAAUUAAACCAGGAAUAUUCCAUUCCCUUUCUUCUUCUUCUUGUUUUCUUCUUCUUCUUUUUUUCCUUAAUUUAUAUGCUUAAUUAUUACAAGCUAAAUCAUACUGUAAUAAGUUUUUAAGAGAAGUUUUGCCCAUGAAAAAAACCCUAUUUUCUCUAUCUUUUCUGUUUUGUUCCAAAACAGUCAAAAAAAUAUUCAAGAAAAACAUGGUAGAAGCCAAGCAGAAAGGGUUUUUUUUUUUCUCUUUGUAUGUCCCUAAUAUUGUUUUAGCAUUUUGUUUUAUGCUAGCCCGAAUCAAUCUUUGGCUUUUUCUUCGAUAUUAAUUAGCAAUGUUGAGUGUAAUUUGGGCAUCUUCGAGAUGUAACUUAUGCAAAUGGGUUAUGGAUGUAAGUGUCCAGUUGAUGACAGAGUUUGGUCUAA
Molecule: messenger RNA, 867 nt
Organism: Populus nigra (black poplar)
Lineage: Eukaryota; Viridiplantae; Streptophyta; Magnoliopsida; Malpighiales; Salicaceae
Product: heavy metal-associated isoprenylated plant protein 39-like
Exons: 3
Coding region: 129-446 (105 amino acids)
Molecular function (GO): metal ion binding
Source: RefSeq, a predicted model, not a curated record